GCCCACCCGACUGUGAAAUGGGGGCGGUGGCUUCUAACUCUUGGCUGAGAUCCGGGUCUACGCCCCCUCCUCCGGCUGCACGCCCUCCCUCCCUUCUUUCUCCUCUUCCUCCCUGUUCUUCCUCAUCACCGUUGUGAGCAGCGCGGUGAUCUGGACUUAGGGAGUCCCCGGGUUUCCAUCAGUGCAUUGUGCGUCAUGGAUAGAACAGGGUGAGGGCUCAGGGGGUAAGGCGAUCUCAGCUGCGGGGCACCCUGGAGAAAAGGGUGACCACAUGGUCCCCACCCCUGAGCUGCAAUCAGCUCCCACCACACAGGCUACAACCCUGUCUGGCCGCUCCCAUCGCAGCUUGCUUCCAGCAUUCCGGGGCUCUUAUCCCGCGCUCGGUCUCCCAGGAGCAUCCUGCAUCCCUUAACCCUGUGAGAAUCCUGCUUCUGACAUCCCGAGGCCGGGCAUGUAGUAGCGGCGGUAGCUGCGGAAUAUGGGCGGGAACCACUCCCACAAGCCCCCGGUGUUUGACGAGAACGAAGAAGUCAACUUUGACCACUUCCAGAUCCUGCGGGCCAUCGGGAAAGGGAGUUUCGGGAAGGUAUGCAUCGUGCAGAAGCGAGACACGAAGAAGAUGUAUGCGAUGAAAUACAUGAACAAACAGAAGUGCGUGGAGAGGGAUGAGGUGCGGAACGUGUUCCGGGAGCUGCAGAUCAUGCAGGGAUUGGAGCACCCAUUCCUGGUGAACCUGUGGAAAUUCUGUGGCUCAGUACUCUUAUGGUCACCAGGUGCUGAGGUGGAUACAGCGCUAGAACUGAGCACAAUCAUCACCUCUAUCCCACAGCUGGCAGAGGACAGAAGUCAGGCAGCACCACAUAGCCCUUUCCUGUGCCAUACUGACUACUCACUCUCCCUGGCAUCCCCACCAUUACUAAAGCAAGACAUCAAACCAGACAACAUCUUGCUGGAUGAGCAUGGGCACGUGCACAUCACGGACUUCAACAUCGCCACAGUUGUGAAAGGAGCGGAGAAGGCUUCCUCCAUGGCCGGCACCAAACCCUACAUGGCCCCAGAAGUCUUCCAGGUGUAUGUGGAUGGAGGGCCCGGGUAUUCAUAUCCCGUGGACUGGUGGUCCCUGGGUGUCACGGCCUAUGAGCUGCUACGAGGCUGGAGACCGUAUGAAAUCCACUCGGCCACACCCAUUGAUGAGAUCCUCAACAUGUUCAAGGUGGAGCGUGUCCACUACUCCUCCAUGUGGUGCGAGGGGAUGGUGACCCUGCUGAAGAAGCUGCUGACCAAGGACCCCGAGAGCCGCCUGUCCAGCCUCAGUGACAUCCAGAAUAUGGCCUACAUGGCUGACAUGAACUGGGAUGCAGUGUUCGAGAAGGCUCUGAUGCCCGGCUUUGUGCCCAAUAAAGGGAGACUGAACUGUGACCCCACGUUUGAACUUGAAGAAAUGAUUCUAGAAUCCAAGCCGCUUCACAAAAAAAAGAAGAGGUUGGCCAAGCAUAGGUCCAGAGACAGCACAAAGGACAGCUGUCCCCUGAAUGGACACCUGCAGCAGUGUUUGGAGACAGUGCGGAAAGAAUUUAUCAUAUUCAAUCGAGAGAAGCUCAGGAGACAGCAAGGCCACGAUGACCAACUCUCAGACCUGGAAGGCCGAGUAGGCAGCCAGGUUUCCAGCAAGCUGCAGGAUGGUCGAAACAACAAUAUCCUGACCCAUACUUGCACCCGGGGCUGCAGCAGUUAGACUCUUCUGGCCAGAUGGCACCCUAUCUGCCCUGACACCCCGAAUCCCUCCUCUAUGCCCUGUUGGCCCCCAUCUCACCCCUUAAACAUCAGAUGCAGAGAGAGCUCUGUACUCAGAUCUGGGGAGCCUGGGCUCUGGUCCCUGCUUCCAACUGAUUCGCUGUGUGACCUUGGUCAAGUCACACCUUCUCUGUGCCUCAGUUUUCUGCAUCUCUGGAAGGGGUUAAACAGUGUUCUGUCCUGUCUCCAAUCAUGAUGUUGUAAGAAUCCGAUUGGACUGCAGAUAUCCAAACUCUCGGGCAUUGAUAAAAGUGUUUAUACAUGUAAACUUAUCUCAACAUUUGAAGUGUCUGUCCUCCUACCCCCCAAAACAAUUUUAACCAUGAGAACUUUGCAAUUUGGCCCAUUCUAGCUUGUUAGAUGGUACUCUCAUCAAUAUAAAUAGCUGGCAUGUUUGCCCCUCCUAUGGGACUCCAGGUCUCAAAACAGCCAGGAAGAGUAAUCCACCGACUUCCUGGUCUUCUGGAAUGGUGCAGCAUACAGACCAAGCCCAGGGGUUCCAUGCUGCAGGCGUGCCUCUCCCUGACUUGUGGAAGCCUCCCCCAACCUUGGGAUUUCAGCAAUCACCAGCUCUUGCCAUACCACAUAGUUCCCAUGCUGGACGGCACUCAGGUGCAUCUCUGGUCAUUUCUCCCUGCCACAGAGUGUUGUGGGAUCCCAGAGAUGACUCAUCCUGCCUCAGAACCGCAGCCCCCAGGGUCCUUCCAGGUUUUCCUUCCCAGGGAUAAACAACAGGCCAGCUGUUCUGUAAUUCAAAGGCUGCUAGACUGGGGAGAUGGAGCCUCCGUGAAGUCUCUGCUUAGUCCGUUGUACAUGGAAGCAGGAUCACUCGAGAAGCAAAGUAUUUUAUUACCUGGCCAGGGAUCUGUUCACGCUGGAGCUGAGGAUGCUGAGGCAAAAAAAGCUGGGGCUUUGCAGCCAAUUGGCAGCAGCUGCCAAGACUGGAAGACCUCUGCAAGUCACGUGAUUGCUCAAGGGGCUGUUUCCUCGCUUACAGACAAGAAGGAGAAGGUUGGCCUUUCAGAGUUGUUACAGGCCUUGAUAAAGAUCCCAUGUGUCACACAGGGAUGACUGACAGCCAACAGCCACCUGUCAUCACUCUCAUCUUCCUCCUCAUCUUCCCAUCAUCAGCAUCAUCUUCUCCUUCAUCCUCCUCGUUAUCUUCUUCAUCAUCAUCAACCUCCGCCUCCUCCACUGGAGGUGCUUUUGACAACGAGGCAGGUCUGUUUUCUGUGGACCAAGGAUCCUCCAAGUUUACAUUUGGUUUUCUUUUCCUACCUGGAGCCUCUGAGGUCUGGACAUCCUUGGUGAGAAGAACCAUUUUCGCUUUCACAUCCAUUUCUGUUUUCUAUGUAUCCACUGUGAGUUGUGUCUGUCAGUGUCAUCUCUUAGAUUUUGUGAGAGAACUUUUAAUGUAUGGUAAGGUUUUAUGCUUUUCUUCAAAUGACAAUAUUGUACCCCAACCCCCUUAACGGAGUCUCCUUGCAUCUCUCUCCUGCCCACUCCAUGUCUCCAGGCCCCGUCUGCCCUUUCUGCCCUCCACGGUGUCCCAGCUGCUUUUCUCUACACUGUGACCUGGAAGUUUUACAAUUUCUUGUUGGGAUGAGCUCACGAAUGAGAGGCAGGGGUGGAAUUCGCAGGGUGGGGAACCCUGAUUUCUUGGCUCUGUGUAAGUCCACGUACCUUGUUUGGAAUAAAUAAUCACUCAGACA
This is a messenger RNA of Microtus ochrogaster (prairie vole), 3506 nucleotides long. RefSeq names its product serine/threonine kinase 32B (gene Stk32b). Gene Ontology annotation, biological process: protein phosphorylation; G protein-coupled receptor signaling pathway; regulation of signal transduction. Lineage: Eukaryota; Metazoa; Chordata; Mammalia; Rodentia; Cricetidae. Gene Ontology annotation, molecular function: G protein-coupled receptor binding; G protein-coupled receptor kinase activity; ATP binding. The transcript has 12 exons. The coding region runs from base 479 to 1735 and encodes 418 amino acids. The record is from RefSeq and is a predicted model, not a curated record.